Messenger RNA from Myotis lucifugus (little brown bat), 2684 nucleotides. It is a transcript of the gene FERMT3, whose product is annotated as fermitin family member 3. Gene Ontology annotation, biological process: integrin-mediated signaling pathway; regulation of cell-cell adhesion mediated by integrin; platelet aggregation. Bases 508 to 2307 code for a protein of 599 amino acids. The record is from RefSeq and is a predicted model, not a curated record. Gene Ontology annotation, molecular function: integrin binding. Gene Ontology annotation, cellular component: cell-substrate junction. The transcript is spliced from 14 exons. Lineage: Eukaryota; Metazoa; Chordata; Mammalia; Chiroptera; Vespertilionidae.
ACGGGGUGGAGAAGGAGGCACCCAGUCGCCGGCAGGUGUUCGGGCUGAGGCCAGGACUGGCUCACACUCCAACCCCCAGCCCCUUGCAGGCAGGACAAGCUGGGGCCCUUCCAACAGGGGGCCUGGCCAUGAGCACAAAUUGAUGGCUUCUCUUGAACCGAGCAGCCCUCCCCGCGAGGGGACCCUUUUGUGGCGUUGGGUCCACCAGCCUCACUCCUUGCUUGCUUCCUGUGCUCACUCGGAGCCAAGGCGGGGCCACCCUGUAGCCCUCAGCAGUAGCUGGCAGUUUGCUUCCUGAACCCAGAGCCACCAGCCCGCCCUGGGGAGGGGCUGAGCCCGCCCUGCGUAAGAGGCCAGGGCUGCCCUCUGAAGGAAGCUCCAAAGAGAAAGAGGAGGAGAAGGAGGCACCCAGCCGUCUGCAGGUGUGCGGGCUGAGGCCAGGACUGGCUCACACUCCAACGCUCCGCCUGCAGCCCCAGCCCCUUGCAGGCAAGAGCCACCGCAGCCAUGGCGGGCAUGAAGACGGCCACCGGGGACUACAUCGACUCGUCCUGGGAGCUGCGGGUGUUUGUGGGAGAGGAGGACCCCGAGGCUGAGUCGGUCACCCUCCGGGUCACGGGGGAGUCGCACAUCGGCGGGGUGCUCCUGAAGAUCGUGGAGGAGAUCAAUCGCAAGCAGGACUGGUCGGACCACGCCAUCUGGUGGGAGCAGAAGAAGCUGUGGCUGCUGCAGACCCACUGGACGCUGGAUAAGUACGGCAUCCUGGCCGACGCCCGCCUCUUCUUCGGGCCCCAGCACCGGCCCAUCCUCCUGCGGCUGCCCAAUCGCCGAGCUCUGCGCCUCCGAGCCAGCUUCUCCCAGCCCCUCUUCCAGGCUGUGGCCGCCAUCUGCCGCCUCCUCAGCAUCCGGCACCCUGAAGAGCUGUCCCUGCUCCGGGCUCCUGAGAAGAAGGAGAAGAAGAAGAAGGAGAAGGAGCCGGAGGAGGAGGUCUAUGACUUGACCAAGGUCGUCCUGGCUGGGGGCAUGGCACCUGCGUUGUUCCGGGGGAUGCCAGCCCACUUCUCAGACAGCGCCCAGACGGAGGCCUGCUACCACAUGCUGAGCCGGCCUCAGCCGCCGCCCGACCCCCUCCUGCUGCAGCGCCUGCCUCGGCCCAGCUCCCUGCUGGACAAGACCCAGCUGCACAGCAGGUGGCUGGACUCGUCGCGGUGCCUCAUGCAGCAGGGCAUCAAGGCCGGGGACACGCUCUGGCUGCGCUUCAAGUACUACAGCUUCUUCGACCUGGAUCCCAAGACAGACCCGGUGCGGCUGACCCAGCUGUACGAGCAGGCGCGGUGGGACCUGCUGCUGGAGGAGAUUGACUGCACCGAGGAGGAGAUGAUGGUGUUCGCAGCCCUGCAGUACCACAUCAACAAGCUGUCGCAGAGCGGGGAGGUGGAUGAGCCCGCGGGCUCGGACCCGGGGCUGGACGACCUCGACGCAGCCCUGAGCAACCUGGAGGUGAAGCUGGAGGGCUCGGCGCGCACGGAUGUGCUGGACAGCCUCACCGCCAUCCCAGAGCUGAAGGACCAUCUCCGCAUCUUGCGGCCCCGGAAGCUGACCCUGAAAGGGUACCGCCAGCACUGGGUGGUGUUCAAGGAGACCACGCUGUCCUACUACAAGAGCCAGGACGAAGCCCCGGGGGACCCCAUUCAGCAGCUCAACCUCAAGGGUGACGGUAUCCUGGCCUUCCUCAGCCUGCAGCGGGCGGGCACCGGGGGCCCGGGCAGCCAACCCCAGGGCCCGGACGCCUCCGCGGAGGGCCUCAACCCAUACGGCCUGGUCGCCCCCCGCUUCCAGCGCAAGUUCAAGGCCAAACAGCUCACCCCCCGGAUCCUGGAAGCCCACCAGAACGUGGCCCAGCUUCCCCUGUCCGAGGCCCAGCUGCGCUUCAUCCAGGCCUGGCAGUCCCUGCCUGACUUUGGUAUCUCCUACUUCAUCGUCAAGUUCAAGGGCAGCAGGAAAGAUGAGAUCCUGGGCAUUGCCAACAACCGACUGAUCCGCAUCGACCUGGCCGUGGGCGACGUGGUCAAGACCUGGCGCUUCAGCAACAUGCGCCAGUGGAAUGUCAACUGGGACAUCCGGCAGGUGGCCAUCGAGUUUGACGAACACAUCAACGUGGCUUUCAGCUGCGUGUCUGCCAGCUGCCGCAUUGUGCACGAGUACAUAGGGGGCUACAUUUUCCUGUCAACGCGGGAGCGGGCCCGAGGGGAGGAGCUGGACGAGGACCUCUUCCUGCAGCUCACAGGCGGCCACGAGGCCUUCUGAGGCCCAUCUUACUGCCCUGUACCACUCACCACCGCCACGGCCACUCCUAAGCCCACACUCGCUGGGACUCACUGCCCACACCCUCUCCACGCACCAAGCUGGGCACAUCCGCACUGUCACUGGCUUUGUGCAGACCAGGGACCCGGCUGGGCCAGACUCUGCAUCCCCCCGGCCGGGGAGGGCGGUCCUGAGCUCUGCAGCACCACCUUCCCUCGUCUGAGUGGCCGGGAGCAGCACCCCUGGCCUAGUUGUAGUCCCUGAGCCCACAGGAAGGCUAGCUGCAGCCACAGGAUAAUAACUGAUGGUUUCAAACUGGAGGAUUUUUAAAAAUCUUUUUACAUUUCCUUUUUUAAUAAAUAUUUUAUUGUUGGCUCAUC